AUGGCUUCCGGACACGGUCUCAAUGGCGGUCCCUCCCGCUGCUACCCCUUCUGGCAAGAGGUUCUUGGGUGCUACGUCGUGAACUCCGGCGAGGGCGAGUCCGGCAAGAAGAAGUGCACCCCAGCCCUUGAGGAUUACUACGAGUGCCUCCACCACCGGAAAGAGGCUCUCCGCAUAAUGAAGAUGCAGGCCGCAUACCGCAAGGCCGAGGCUGCCCACCCCCGCGAGAACGCACCCAAGGCUGAGCAAAUCCGGAGCUUGGGUCUACUUGGAAAGGAAGAGGAAGCAAAUGCUGUGCUUGUGGCGCAGCGGUCAUAA
This is a messenger RNA of Penicillium daleae, 318 nucleotides long. RefSeq lists its product as uncharacterized. The coding region runs from base 1 to 318 and encodes 105 amino acids. Lineage: Eukaryota; Fungi; Ascomycota; Eurotiomycetes; Eurotiales; Aspergillaceae. The transcript has 3 exons. Gene Ontology annotation, biological process: mitochondrial respiratory chain complex I assembly. The record is from RefSeq and is a predicted model, not a curated record.